This is a messenger RNA of Paramecium primaurelia, 237 nucleotides long. The record is from the annotation of a GenBank genome assembly. NCBI's taxonomy places the organism in Eukaryota, Ciliophora, Oligohymenophorea, Peniculida, Parameciidae.
AUGACUUUAAAUUAGAAAUAUUUGAAUCAAUUGACUUAAUAUGUAGAAAUAACUAUUGAAUACAAUUUCAAUCUCAAGCUAAUGAUUAAGAAUUCAAGGUUAACAUUUAAAUUAUUAAGUAGAUAUACAAAAAUGGAGUCUUUUAAUUAUAGCUAAUUAAUAAAUAAGUCAUAGAAUAAAUUAAUAAGGAAUAUCAUAUUAAAAUAACUUAGAAAGUUUAUAAUAAAUUUUCUAUGA